AUGGAGCCCCAAGCGACGCCGCCGAAAGCAGGAUUUUCUAAAGAUGUGAAUUGCGAUAGAAUCUCGGAAAUGCCAAAAACUCGUGAUCAAUUAGUCAAUGAUUCGUUUGUUGUUGAUUGGAAUGGUUGUGAUGACCCAAAUGACCCAUUCAACUGGCCGCUGCUGAAGAAAAUCGCUUUCACCGUGAUCGGUAGCUGCAUAGUCUUCGCGGUCACAUUUGCGUCCAGUGAUUUUGGACCCGCUGGACCCGUUGUCGCCAGCGAAUAUGGUGUCUCAGUAGAAGUGACAAACCUGAGCGUUGCUUUGUUUGUUGCAGGCUUUGCUGCAGGGCCUCUUCUGUUCGCCCCCCUAUCGCAAAUAUAUGGUCAUGCAGCGAUGCUUUUGACAGGGCUGAUUGGCUGCGCCAUCUUCCAAAUUCCCCUCGCUCUAGCACAAAACAUUGAAACUGUGAUAAUUUCACGAUUCCUCAUGGGUGCCAUUGGAAGUGCAGUGCUGGCGGUCGGUUCGGGAAUGCUAGCAGAAGUAUGGGGGCCUUCCACUCGCGCUGUCGCUAUUGGGCUUUCUGCCACAUCGAUGAACAUGGGAAGCAUUGUUGGCCCGAUCGCGGGGAGCUUCGCUCUUUCACGGUAUGGAUGGAGAUGGAUUGGUUGGAUGACUCUACUGGUCUGUGUUGGAAUUGGUGCCACAGCCCCUUUCGCGCUUCGCGAAUCCUCCCGGCAAAUCAUCCUUGACAGAAAGGCCUCCCAGACUCGCAAAAAGAUGAACGAUUCAAGAUAUCAAACUUUGAGCGAGAGGGAAGGAGGUAUGGAUUUCAGUCUACUAGCUCAACGGUAUCUUAAACUGCCUUUACAAAUGAUCACACGAGAGCCCAUCUUGAUAAUCAUUACAAUCUAUCUUACCCUUGUCUAUGGAACCCUCUACCUUUCAUACCAAAUGUUUCCCUUCGCUUUUCAGCAUCGUGGUUGGUCAGCCCCUAUGAGCAGUCUACCUUUCAUAAGUGUUCUCCUCGGUGUUCUCUCUGCUUGGCUUGUUUCCUCGUGGUAUACCAUCGCGUUUUAUCGGCCCAAGCAUGAGCGGACCGGGCUCUCAAUCCCUGAAGAUCGUCUACCACCAAUGAUUUUGGGUGGUUUCAUUCUUCCACCUGCUCUGCUCUGGUUUGGCUGGUCAAUGCGGACAAAUUGGUUCUGCCAGGUCAUGUCUUGUUUCUUUGUGGGGUUUUCACUUCAGCUGAUCUUCAUCACUGGCGUGGUUUACAUAAUCGAUGUUUAUUUAACCAACGCCAACUCAGCUAUCUCCAUCCAUGUUGGUGUUCGAAGUUUGGUGUCAGCAAGCUUCCCUCUUUGGGGCCCGCUACUGUACAGAAGGCUCGGUAUCGAAUGGACAUCCACUUUACUCGCAUGCUUAGGCCUGUUACUUCUUCCUUCCCCUCUGGUAUUUUACUACUGGGGGCGGAACAUUCGAUCAUGGAGCCGGUUGAUCAAAAGUAACUCCGGCCUGGAGAUCUCCGAGAGUGGUCUAUAG
Messenger RNA from Penicillium manginii, 1521 nucleotides. RefSeq lists its product as uncharacterized. Gene Ontology annotation, biological process: transmembrane transport. The transcript has a single exon. The record is from RefSeq and is a predicted model, not a curated record. The coding region runs from base 1 to 1521 and encodes 506 amino acids. Gene Ontology annotation, molecular function: transmembrane transporter activity. NCBI's taxonomy places the organism in Eukaryota, Fungi, Ascomycota, Eurotiomycetes, Eurotiales, Aspergillaceae.